Messenger RNA from Octodon degus (degu), 896 nucleotides. RefSeq names its product coiled-coil domain containing 70 (gene Ccdc70). The record is from RefSeq and is a predicted model, not a curated record. NCBI's taxonomy places the organism in Eukaryota, Metazoa, Chordata, Mammalia, Rodentia, Octodontidae. The transcript has 2 exons. Bases 122 to 796 code for a protein of 224 amino acids.
CUGUUGGCUUUAGAUUAUAUAGUAUUGUAUAGUAUAUUAAAUCAAUCCUAGUCUUGAAGCGUGAUUAUGGAGACCAGGCUUAACCAGCUACAGGACUUGGCCAAGAGUCCUGUCCCCCAGCAUGCCCAUUUCAUCAUUCUGGCUGACUAAGAAGAUGUUUUCCUUCAAGGUGAGCAAAUGGAUGGGACUUGCUUGCCUCCGGUCAGUGGUAGUCUCACCUAGUAUUCGACAGAAGAAACUGAUUCACAAGCGGCAAGAGGAAAAGACUUUUCGAGAAGUGAUGAAGAUUUUCCAUGAGAAAAUACAAGACUUCAGGGAAGAAAUAGGAAAUUUUCGAGGCAAGAUCCAUGCUUUCCGGGGCCAGAUGCUGGAUUUUGGGGAAAUGGAGAAACCUUUCUGGGAAGAGGAGAAAACUUUCUGGAAAGAGGAAAAAACUUUUUGGGAAAUGGAAAAAUCUUUCCGGGAAGAAGAAAAAACAUUUUGGAAAAAAUACCGUACCUUCUGGAAGCAGGAUAAGGCCUUCUGGAAAGAGGACAAUGCCUUAUGGGAAAGAGACCGAAAACUUCUUCAGGAGGACAAGGCCUUGUGGGAAGAAGAAAAGGCCCUGUGGGUAGAGGAAAAAGCCCUCCUUAAGGAGGAGAAGGCCCUGUGGGAAGACAAAAAAUCCCUUUGGGAGGAAGAGAAUGCCCUGUGGGAGGAAGAGAAAGCAUUCUGGGUGGAAGGCGGCAAUAUUCGCAUGGAGCAGAUGCCCCAGGACAGGCUGCAAAUGCCAGCCUUUUCUCGAGGCCCCGCAUAGUGACCACAAAACAUGCAGAGUCAAGGGAUCCAGACUCUACUGGAUUGAGACCCAAGUUCACAGUGUGACACCCAAGGCCAGAGAAAAUAUGCACUUAUUU